Molecule: messenger RNA, 1919 nt
Organism: Rhododendron vialii
Lineage: Eukaryota; Viridiplantae; Streptophyta; Magnoliopsida; Ericales; Ericaceae
Product: protein phosphatase 2C 70
Exons: 13
Coding region: 2-1840 (612 amino acids)
Biological process (GO): protein dephosphorylation
Molecular function (GO): cation binding; protein serine/threonine phosphatase activity; protein binding
Source: RefSeq, a predicted model, not a curated record
CAUGCUAUAUGCGACCAUUUCAAAGCGCGUCCUCCUCGCUAUUCUUCAGCGGACAGGACCCUCUCUCUCUCUCUCUCUCUCUCUCUCUCUCUCAUCAGACGGAUUACCGAUGGUGAAGGCGAUGAUGAUGGUAGAGACAAGCAUUGUCGUCGUCGUAGUUGGCCUCCUUAUGCUGCUUCUGAUCCUCCUCCUCAUCCUCCUUGCCUGCAAGCCAUGGCGAUUAUUCCACCUCUCUCGCUCCUCUCGCACCCGCACCAUCAAGUCUCCGGUUGAUGACAUAGAGAGACCUCUUGUCUCAGAGGAUUUGAAUUUUGUCCAACAUCAAAUUAGUGAUUUUGCUAACUCAUCCCAAACACAUGGAGUCAGUCGUAAACAACGACUUCCACCUGUAGCUCCACAGCUGACUCAGAGUGGUAGCUUUGUGUUAGAUGUAGUUCCCGACCAUUCGGAAGAUAUUUUAAUUGGUCAGACGCUUAGGCGUCCUUUGGUGACUCAACGUGUUAUUGAUGAGCAGAAGUAUGUCAGAGAUGAAGAGUUAGGUCAUGAUGUGCAAUUUUAUCCAGGCAGUGAUAGCCUGAGAGAGUUUUUACCCAAAGGACAUGCAGGAAGUACCCUCACCCUUGAGGUACUCUCUGGUCUUUCUCGUGGGCUCCGUUGUUCCAUACAGUCCACAAGCACUUCAAACCUUCCACUGACUCUUGGAAGGGUUGCUCCAAGUGAUCUAUUACUGAAGGAUUCAGAGGUUUCAGGGAAGCAUGCGCUGAUAAACUGGAAUCUAAAUAAGUUGAAAUGGGAGGUGGUGGACAUGGGCAGCUUAAAUGGAACACUCUUGAAUUCACAGGCAAUCCACCAACAGGAUUCUGAAAGUAGACAUUGGGGUCAUCCCACUGAGCUAGCUAAUGGCGACAUAGUAACUCUUGGUACAAGCACGAAAAUACUCGUUAAGAUUUUAUCUCAAUCUGAGUGCUUGAUCCCUUUUGGAGUUGGCCUGGCAUCCGAUCCUAUGGCUGUGCGUCGGGGCGGAAAGAAGCUGCCUAUGGAAGAUGUGUGCUAUUAUCGGUGGCCUCUGCCUGGGGCUGAGCAGUUUGGACUGUUUGGUAUAUGUGAUGGGCAUGGUGGAGCAGGCGCUGCCACAUCUGCAAGCAAGAUACUGCCUGAGAUGGUGACUAGUAUCUUGUCAGAUUCAUUCCGGAAGGAGAGGGUUUUAUCUCAAUGUGAUGCUUCAGAUGUCCUUAGGGAUGCAUUUUUGCAGACGGAAGCAUGCAUGAACCACCACUAUGAGGGUUGUACCGCAACAGUGCUUCUUGCUUGGGCUGAUGGUCUUGGAGAUUUCUUUGCGCAAUGUGCAAAUGUUGGAGACUCGGCUUGUGUAAUGAAUAUUGAUGGAAAGCAGAUUAAGAUGACAGAAGACCACCGAAUAACCAGUAACUCCGAAAGACUUCGUAUGCAAGAAAUAGGAGAACCUUUGAAAGAUGGGGAGACGCGGUUAUGUGGUUUAAAUCUGGGUCGGAUGCUUGGAGACAAAUUCUUGAAACAGCAGGAUGCUCGGUUCAGCUCAGACCCUUAUAUAAGUCCAGUUGUGUGCAUACACCAAGCAAGCAGGGGCUUUGCUCUUUUAGCAAGUGAUGGCUUUUGGGAUGUUGUUAACUUAAAGAAGGCAAUUCAGCUUGUCCAACAGGCUAGGGAGAGACAUGCCCCAGAUACAGAGAAUCCAGCGGAAACGAUAGCUAAUUUUUUGUUGAAUGAGGCCAGAACACAGCGUACAAAGGAUAACACAUCUAUUAUUUUCUUGGACUUUGACACCAUAAAUAGAGAUCCUCCUUGUAAACUUGAUCCCUAGGACUACCUUAAAUGUAAAAAUUUUACGGCUUUUUAUUGAUGUAAUUCUUUUAUAUGAGAAAUUAGUCUUUAUCCCCCUA